Messenger RNA from Colossoma macropomum (tambaqui), 3997 nucleotides. Its product is annotated as lysine-specific demethylase 6B. Gene Ontology annotation, cellular component: nucleus. The record is from RefSeq and is a predicted model, not a curated record. Lineage: Eukaryota; Metazoa; Chordata; Actinopteri; Characiformes; Serrasalmidae. Gene Ontology annotation, biological process: nervous system development; negative regulation of transcription by RNA polymerase II. Gene Ontology annotation, molecular function: RNA binding; protein binding. The transcript is spliced from 3 exons. Bases 834 to 2645 code for a protein of 603 amino acids.
CACGACAGGUCUAAUUAUAUACUGUACCCAGAGAGAGAGAGAGAGAGAGAGAGAGAGAGAGAGAGAGAAAGAGAGAGAGACAGAGGAAGGAGACAGAGAGGGGGAAAAAAAGAUAGAGAUAUAGGAGGGGUCACAGAGGGCGAGAAAAGCUGAAGAGAGAGAGAAAAAGAGAGAAAGUGGGAGUGAGAGAGAGAGAGUCUGAAAGAAAGAAAGUGUCUAUGAUUAACAGCAGAGGGUGACCGAGCUUUCAGGCUAGAGAGGUGAGAGAGAGAGAGACAGAGAUAGAGAGGGAGAGAGUAGAACAGAGAGAGAAAUGCUGUCAGUGAGUAGGACAGGGGAAAAAGAGUAGGUAGAACGAGAGAGAGUGAGAGAGAGAGAGAGAGAGAGAGAGAAGUGUCUAUGAUCAACAGCAGAGGGUGACCAAGCUUUCAUGCUUGAGAGAGAGAGAGAGAGAGAGAGAGAGAGAGAGAGAGAGCGUAAAACAGAGAGAGAGAAAUGCUGUCAGUGAAUAAGCAGGGGAAGGAGAGUAGGUAGAGCGAGAGAUAGAGAAAGAGAGAGAGCGAGAGAGAGAGAGAAUGUAACUGCACACAUUCUGACUUGGAUGUUUCUAUCAGCUUUAUCACUGCUGGACGCUCCAAUGGUCACUCAGAGUGUUUCUGACCACAACCACGCACAGAGAGAGGUGAGACGUUCUGAGUGCAGGGCCGUGUGAGGUGUGGGUUUUGCGUGAUGCUGUUCAGCAGGGAUGCUGUUCGUCUCUCUCCACACCCCUCUUUCUCCCCAGCAGCCCAUGUGACCUAGUGCGGCCCCUCAGGCCUGGGGUUUAGUACCCCAUGAAUCCCAGCCCGGACCGCGGCAAAGAGUGCCUCCCCCCGAAAAAGCGGGAGUCCCGACAGGGUUCGUCUGAACAGCGGCCCCUGGAGGACGACUUUAAACACCCGGCGCCACUCCGAAGCCGGCGACAACAAGUGUCCGAGGGCAGGGAAAGUGGUGGAGAUUCGCGGUUUGAUAAAGAUCUUCUCCCACCCCCUCCACCUCCACCACCCCCACUGCCGCCACUUUCCUUGGGACUGCCAUGGCAGGUUCCCUAUCAAUCCUCCAUCCACCACCCAUUCCUGCCCAGUCAGGCAGGGGAAAGACGUGGGUCAGGAUCACCAUCUUGGAGAGACAGUGGAACCGAACCUCCACCAAUCCCACAUCACUCCCGCUGGCUACGGGGCGACAUCUCUCCUUUGGGUUUGCAGCCACCAAUCUCCGUGCCUACCUUCAAGAGCGCUUAUGCAGUCGAGUCCAGGGAUAUGUGGCCCUAUUUUGGACCCACGAGGCGAGAAUACAGCUCCUCUCUCUUCUCCUCCCAUCAUCUCUUUCCUCAGCCCUCAAUGUACCCCCCUGAUCUUCUCUCAGACAGCAGGCUCAGGUACCCAAGCAGGAGGCCCAAUGGUCUGGACGGCCCAGGAAGUAGGUCCGAAUCAAGCUCAAGGCUAGCUUCCAGUUCAGACUGUGGAAAUGAUGCCCGAUCCAGACUGGGUGGUGGCUCCCAUUCCAAUGGUAGGAAGAGGCAUCAAGAAGAUCUGGCAGGCCGCAGUACAGGAAGAGGUACCCUGUCCCAGGAGGGUCCUAAUGCACAUUCCUUCCUACAAGAGCCUGACAGGGACCCUAGGACUCUGGGAAUGCCCAAACCUCCCAAUCCCCAUGUAUACACCUCCGAUUCACGGACAGGUAAGGCAACAGCUCCUCAUGAACCUUCCAGUGGAAGUGCCUCCCAGACUGGAGCUCAGAUCUACUACUCCCUGGGGUCACUGUACUCCUCUGUUCACCAGAACCCUCAGGCGCUCGCCAAUCUUAGCCCCUCAGGUCCCCCUCCUUCUCCUUUGAGGAACUCCCAACACUCUCCACACUCUCAGCACAACAGCCAUGGGACCGAUCAGGAGCGGGAGCUUUCUCCAGGAUCCUACCGUCCUUCGGUUUCAAUCCUCAGUGGCCCCGACCCACCCCCAAGUGCAGUCCUACCUCAUUUCGCCAAGGGUUCCCUUAUUGAGUUGGCCAGCGGCCGUCUGAAGAGGGUGGAAGAGCUGCGGACAGAGGAUUUUCUGCACAGCGCUGACACCUCACCUGAGUUCCACCUGAGUACCUGCACCAUCCUACUCAUCUCGCCUGGCCCCGCUGACGGCUUCAACCAUCUGCAGGUUCUGCUUGCUGACCGCAACACUCAGGAAUUACUGACCGUUUUAGAGGAGUAUCCAUUCUUCGUGAGGGACCGUGGGUGGUCUUCUUGCAGCCCCCAGCGGAGCGCCCAGCUAUACGGCCUUCCCUGCCGCCAGUUAAGCACGGGCGACAUUUGCCUGGCACUGACCCCGACGCCCACCUCAGCCAGCGCCACCUCAAACCGCGCCCACUCCCGGGCACAACGCGGGCACGACCGCACCACCACAAGGUCGGAGGUCACACAGGUCAGCACACAUGGGGCAGAACGGAUGCCCCCACCCCCCGCACCUCCACCCUCCACCCAGAUCCCUCCUUCUGAUUCGCAGAGCCAGGAGAAGCCACGCCCCCGAAAGAGACGCUGGUCCGCCCCAGAGCUGCAGGCUGGAGACAGGACCUGCCUGGAUUUACCUCAAGGCUGUAAGCGAGUGAGACAGCAGUAAGGCUACGUUCACAUUGCAAGGUUUUAGAGUGGCACAAAUCCGAUUUUUCGCCUAAAAAUGUGAAAGAUCUCAAUUUUUCACACAGAAAUCUGUUCUUGUGAAAUCAGGUAUAAGCCACUUUGUCUGCGUUCACAUUACAUGGUGGCACAAAUCUAAUUUUUGGCCUAAAAAUGUGACGGAUCUGAUUUUUUAUGCAACAAUCUGAUCUAUUGAAAGCAGAUAUGAGUCACUUUGUGUAGGAUCACCUUACAGAGUCUGAAGUGGCACAAAUCUGAUUUUUUGCCUCAGUGUUUUACAUGCUAAUUGCAUCACAGGGUAGAUCACAGAGUCAGUGGUCAGUAAGCAGCCUUCAGGAAAACAAUUGUGUUCCAAAGUCUUAAAAAGCAUCAAAAAAAUGAGCAGAUUAUGAUAUAGGUGAGACUCAUUUAAAACACUAGGUAAGUGAGAGUAUCUAGCUAGCAUUGUAGCUUAUGCUGUUCACAGUUCUGUCAGAUAAGAACAUAAGUGCCGUGGCUUGCAAUGUUGACAUUAAAAUGAACUCUUUGUCCAAAAGAGAACAGAUCGGCUGGUUUUUGUUUAAUAUGCCAUGUUAGUAAUAUGACAGAGCUAAAAUGAGUAAAAGCCAAAUUAGAAAUCUAGCAGAGUCAUCCCUCUGUUUCCAGGGCACUUUAUUUACUUGUUCAAAUUCUAGGAAACUGCUCCAUGUUUGCUAAUUUGCUAGCCUAGCCAAGGCCGAGUGCAUUCCUAUUAAAAUAUCUGGACCCUAACCAAAACCUUAGUAACCAUUUCAUAAAUCUCCUGAUGUUUAAUAGAAAGCGCUGUGUUGUACAGCCCUGAGAACAGAGGUGUGCUACCAAACGAGUUAGCUAGCACACUGAGCUGGAUUAGCAUGUUUGGCUAAAUCUUUAGCGGUAAAUUUAACAUUUUUUAGUUCAACAGCACCUCUACUGCAUUCUAAAAUGACUAAAAAAAUAAAUGUGUAACAUCAAGAAUGAAGUUAUAAAAUUAAUAUCUUUAAUACCCAGAGUACCUCAUAUUUUAAAAGUGAUCAGAUAACGACAGCAAAAUAUAUAGAUAUAAUAUUUAUCUUUUAAUAACCCAUCAUUGGUCCCAAACAUAUAAAAAUACAUGUUUAAUAACAUCAAUCAAUGUUCUUUCAAAGUACAGAUUAUUCCUCAACAGUCUCAGUUAUUGAUUAUUUGUACAAGUCAUCAAUCAACAGCAUGAGUUAUUGAUCAAGAGCAGUGAUUGUCAGUAGUAUAUAUUACAGGUCAAUAGUUUCUGUUAUUGAUUAAUUGUACAAUUUAUUAAUUAACAGCAUACAUUAUCGAUUAAGAGCAUUGAUUAUUGGU